AUGGAGAACCCCCAAGUCGAGCAUUGGAUGGCAGUCAAUCGCAUUCUUCGUUAUCUACAAGGAACCAAGUCACACGACAUCUGCUUUAAACUCGACAACAAGGUGGACUUCUGUGGCCACUCGGAUGCAGACUGGGCAGGUGAUCAUAAAUACCGCAAGUUGACUCCAGGAUAUGCGUUUUUCCUGAUGGGUGCUCCGGUGAGCUGGGGAAGCAAAAAGCAAUCAAAUGUAUCGCUGUCGACGAGCGAAGCAGAGUACGUCGCGCUAAGUCUGGCAAUUCAAGAAGGCAAGUGGGUGCAUCGCCUAUUAUGCAAGAUUCUGGAUGCCGCAGAGGACAAGUCUGGACCCGAGAUCAAGAUCAUGGAAGAUAACCAAUCGUGCAUCAAGAUGACGAACAAUCCUGUGAACCAUGGUCGGACCAAGCACAUCGACAUCAAGUACCAUCACAUUCGUGAUGAAGUCAAGCCUGGUGAUGUCAAGUUGGAGUACUGUGAGACUACGAUGACGCUGGUGGACAUCAUGACGAAGGGACUGCCAGGACCGCAUCACAAGGAAUUGACGGCAGCGCUUGGCAUACACGCGUGUUCGCAUUGA
Molecule: messenger RNA, 594 nt
Organism: Peronospora matthiolae
Lineage: Eukaryota; Oomycota; Peronosporomycetes; Peronosporales; Peronosporaceae
Source: the annotation of a GenBank genome assembly